AUGAAUACGGAAGCGAAGAAAAUAGCCACUAGCAUGUACGGGAGGGUCGCGGUACCGACCAAUGAGAGGUGCCGAGUUAAUUUUUGCACAGAUCUGGAGAAGUCAGUGUUGAUGAGUAACUUCGAACGCCGCGGCUGGAACCAAGUGGGACCAGACGAUGAGUGGAACUUCUACUGGGCUUCCACGCAGACUUGCCGAAACCUAUUCAGUGUUGAAAGCGGGUAUCGAAUGAACGACAACCAAAUGAUAAACCACUUCCCGAAUCAUUACGAAUUGUCCCGAAAGGAUUUACUCGUGAAGAACAUCAAAAGGUACCGGAAAGAGAUGGAGCGGGAAGGUAGUUUACUAGCAGAGAAAGCUGAAGUUAUAUUAUCUGGAGGCCAAGUGGUCACACGGUACGUACACUUGGAUUUUGUUCCGGUUACUUUUGUUCUUCCCGCCGACUACAACAUGUUUGUCGAGGAGUACCGCAAGUCACCCCAGAGCACUUGGAUCAUGAAACCUUGCGGAAAAUCUCAAGGCACUGGAAUUUUUCUCAUAAACAAACUGUCGAAGCUGAAGAAAUGGUCUAGAGAAGCGAAAACGCCGUUUCACCCGCAACUGAGCAAGGAAAGCUACGUCAUUUCCCGGUACAUAGAUAAUCCUCUUUUAAUAGGAGGCAAAAAAUUCGACUUGCGACUAUACGUAUUAGUCACUUCGUUUCGCCCCUUGAAAGCUUAUCUGUUUCAGCUUGGAUUUUGUAGGUUUUGUACAGUGAAAUACGAUACGAGUGUUACGGAAUUAGACAAUAUGUAUGUACAUUUGACGAACGUAAGCGUCCAGAAACACGGAGGUGAUUAUAACAAUAUACACGGCGGGAAAAUGAGUGUGGAGAAUUUGCGGUUGUAUUUAGAUGGUACAAAAGGAAGAGCAGUUACGGAAAAGUUGUUCGCAGCAAUGCAAUGGCUUAUAGUGCAUUCCCUGAAAGCAGUGGCUUCAGUGAUGGCGAACGACAGGCAUUGCUUUGAAUGUUACGGUUACGAUAUUAUAAUUGACAACCAACUAAAACCUUGGCUGGUCGAAGUGAACGCGUCACCAUCUCUAACAUCUACUACGGUCAACGAUAGAAUACUCAAGUACAAACUAAUAGAUAAUAUAUUAUCCGUAGUUUUGCCUCCCGACGGAGUUCCAGAUGUACGGUGGAAUAAGUUGCCAACUGCAGAGGCUUUAGGAAAUUUCGAUUUACUGAUCGAUGAAGAACUUUUGGAAAAGGACGAGCCGGCCUCUGUGGGCCGAGGCAGCAAAAGUAAUAAAUAUAAGUAA
Messenger RNA from Pectinophora gossypiella (pink bollworm), 1302 nucleotides. Its product is annotated as polyglutamylase complex subunit TTLL1-like. The transcript has a single exon. The record is from RefSeq and is a predicted model, not a curated record. Gene Ontology annotation, cellular component: cilium. The coding region runs from base 1 to 1302 and encodes 433 amino acids. Gene Ontology annotation, molecular function: tubulin-glutamic acid ligase activity; tubulin binding. Gene Ontology annotation, biological process: microtubule cytoskeleton organization; protein polyglutamylation. NCBI's taxonomy places the organism in Eukaryota, Metazoa, Arthropoda, Insecta, Lepidoptera, Gelechiidae.